GCUGUGAGUAUUCCACUGCGGAUGGAUGUUCUGAAUAGUGUCUCGUAAGGAGUAAAUUUAUUGCGGCUCGUUCGCUGUGUUUUGCUUUUGCUGUGAUAUCAACAAAGUCUGUGAGAUUACCCACUUGUGGUAUAGACAAAUAUUUCGAAGGAAGUGAGUGAGUACAUGUGGUGUGUACAGAGAUUAUUGUUUGCAUUUAUUGACACCAGCUGUGAGUGCUUUGCGAACUCUCUCGGAGCAGAGCUAACGCGCGGGAAGUCCACAUGCGCGAAACGUAUUUUACUCGGGUAGUGUCUGAACAGCAUUGAGAGUGUGAAGUACGAUUCGGGGGGAGAACACGCGUUCGCGGAGCAAAGCAUUAUUCUCCAGACGGCCGUGAAUCGAUUAGGCUAGAAAAUUCGUUCUUCCCUUCUAGCACUUUUCUUUCGAGGGACAGUAGUUGAGUGACAGUGCGAGUUUGAACGUAGUGAUUGUGAUCUUUGGGAAGGAAAGUGAUAAUUUGUCUGGUGGUGAACAACUGAAGUGUGACACAAUGCCCUCGGAACCGAAGGUUUUCAACCCGCACCCUGAUAUCGCCUCAAAGGCGUACAUCAACAGCUUAGAGCAGUAUCAGGAGUUCUAUCAGCAGUCCAUCGACAAUCCUGCACAAUUCUGGAGUAAUGUGGCUAAGCAGUUCCAUUGGGAGACACCCUACGACCCAAAGAACUUCUUCUCGUACAACUUCGACAUCUCUAAAGGUCCGAUCUUUGUGAAGUGGAUGGAAGGUGCUUCGACCAAUAUCUGCUACAAUCUGCUGGACCGGAACGUAAAGAACGGAUUGGGCGACACAGUGGCCUACUACUGGGAAGGAAACCACCCAGACGACUACAGUCGCCUUACGUAUCGCAAGCUGCUCGAAGAGGUAUGUCGCUUUGCCAACGUCCUCAAGGCUCGCGGCGUCCAGAAGGGCGAUCGCGUGUCCAUCUACAUGCCCAUGACGAUGGAAUUGCCGGUCGCUAUGUUGGCCUGCGCUCGUAUCGGUGCCGUGCACUCAGUAGUGUUCGCAGGCUUCUCGUCGGAUUCGCUGGCUGAACGCAUGCAUGAUUGUCAGGCGAAGGUGUUGAUCACCGCUGACGGAGCAUGGCGAGGGGAGAAAAUUCUACACCUGAAGGAUCUCUGCGAUCACGCGAUAGCCAAAGCCGAAGAAUUGGGACAUCACGUAGAGAGCUGUAUUGUCGUGGCGCACAUUAACCGGGUAACACCCGGUAAGCCGGAUUGGGAUGGCGUCUUCGAUACUCCGUGGACGGAUGACCGUGACUACUGGUGGCAUCAGGAAAUGGAAGAAGCGGAAGCGGCUUGCUAUCCUGAGUGGAUGGCAGCGGAAGAUCCGCUGUUCAUGUUGUACACCAGCGGAUCGACGGGAAAACCAAAGGGCGUUCUACACACCACAGCCGGGUACCUGAUGUAUGCUGCGACGACGUUCAAGAUCGUUUUCGAUUACAAACCCCAUGACGUUUACUGGUGCACUGCCGACAUCGGUUGGAUCACCGGUCAUACCUACGUGCUGUACGGACCACUGGCGAAUGGUGCCACGUCGGUGAUGUUCGAGGGCACUCCAUUCUUCCCGGAUAAUGAUCGCUACUGGGAAGUGAUAGACAAGUACAAGGUCACACAGUUCUACACCGCACCAACGGCAUUGCGGUCGUUGAUGAAGUUCGGCGACGGGCCCGUGUCGAAGCAUGAUCUUUCCACGUUGAAAGUUCUUGGAAGUGUCGGUGAGCCGAUCAACCCAGAAGCGUGGAUGUGGUACUACAAGGUGGUGGGCAAUGAGAAGUGUUCGAUUGUGGAUACCUUCUGGCAGACUGAAACUGGAGGACAUGUGAUUACACCAUUGCCAGGGGCUACUCCCAUGAAGCCUGGAUCUGCUUCCUUCCCAUUCUUCGGAGUCAAGCCAACCCUGUUGGACGAAAGUGGCAACGAGAUCAAGGGUGAAGGAGAAGGUUAUUUGGUUUUCUCACAGCCAUGGCCAGGAAUGAUGCGCAGUUUGUUCAACAACCAUCCACGGUACGAGUCCACGUAUUUCUCGAAGUUCAACGGUUUUUACUGUACUGGAGAUGGAGCUCGGCGUGAUGCCGACGGGUACUUCUGGAUCACGGGCCGCGUGGACGAUAUGCUCAACGUUUCCGGGCAUUUGAUGUCCACCGCCGAAGUGGAGUCUGUACUCACCGAGCAUGUUCGCGUCUCGGAAGCUGCCGUCGUCUCCCGCCCGCACCCUGUCAAAGGAGAAUGCUUGUACUGUUUCAUCACGCCUAACCAGAAUGAAGCCUUCGACAAGACGCUUAUCAACGAACUGAAGGUUUUGGUUAGGGAGCGAAUCGGUCCGUUUGCCCAGCCCGAUGUGAUCCAGCAUGCACCGGGACUUCCGAAGACGCGAUCCGGCAAGAUCAUGCGAAGAGUACUGCGGAAAAUUGCGGUCAAUGAUCGGGAAAUUGGCGAUACUUCAACCCUGGCUGACGAGGCGAUUAUUGAGCAGUUGUUCGCAAACCGACCAGUAUCUUAAGUUGCUGGUGAUCUCAAACUUAUGGAGUUCAGUUUGAAGAGACAGAGGAAAAAUCGGUAUCAUGCGAAAAUGAUAUCAUAAAAAUGUGACACAUCUUUCGGACAUCUUACUUACCAAUCUAUUUGGGCGGACUUAUCAAUCGACAAUUUAGGAACGAUUACAACUGAGAGAUCUUGCUCUAGAAUGGUGCUAAUGAACCUGGGUACGACUUGAAAACACAACAUUCACAUAUUAUAUACCACUGAUCUGGUCUAACACUGUUGAUAAGAAUAUACACUCUCAAGACGAUGCAUAAACGAUAUGGAAUUUUAAAGCCUAGGAUUCAGUGUUCAGUGAAAAAAUGUUAGAAAAGGACAUCACAUUCCGAUUGCAGAAAACAAAGUGAAACAGUGAAUCUUUUAUGAGAAACUCGUCGAUGUAGAUGUAUAUGUGCUUUGCUAAUGCAUUCAUGUAUGUUUUAACUUUCUAGUUUUAGGUAUUAAACAAAGUUGUGAAAGUGUUUCGCUAGAAGUGAAACCAAAUCCAUUUGGACAGACAAACACAAAUCGAAUGGUAUAGUUAAACCAAUGUUACAAAAAAUAAAAAAGCCUUUAGUUUCUAAGUCAUUGAGCCUAGCUUGAGCACAGAUAUUUCGUUAUUCAAUAAUAUAGUUUUAUAAUUUUACUUAGUAGUAUCCAAUAAACAGAUUCUGUUUUACAAAUACAACCACACAAAA
Molecule: messenger RNA, 3254 nt
Organism: Armigeres subalbatus
Lineage: Eukaryota; Metazoa; Arthropoda; Insecta; Diptera; Culicidae
Gene: AcCoAS
Product: acetyl-coenzyme A synthetase
Exons: 7
Coding region: 533-2539 (668 amino acids)
Molecular function (GO): acetyl-CoA synthetase activity; AMP binding
Source: RefSeq, a predicted model, not a curated record